CGGAGGGCUGCGGUUCAGCUCCUGGAGUCGGAGGUGGCCGGGCGCGUCCCGCCUCCCAGCCCCCAGCCCCCAGCCCGACGCGGCCAUGCUGUCCCGCCUGCUGAAGGAACACCAAGCUAAGCAGAAUGAACGCAAGGAGCUGCAGGAAAAGAGGAGAAGAGAGGCUAUCACUGCGGCGACCUGCCUGACAGAAGCUUUGGUGGAUCACCUCAAUGUGGGUGUGGCCCAGGCCUACAUGAACCAAAGAAAGCUGGACCACGAGGUGAAGACCCUACAGGUCCAGGCUGCCCAAUUUGCCAAGCAGACAGGCCAAUGGAUCGGGAUGGUGGAGAACUUCAACCAGGCACUCAAGGAAAUUGGGGACGUGGAGAACUGGGCUCGGAGCAUCGAGCUGGACAUGCGCACCAUUGCCACCGCCCUGGAGUACGUCUACAAGGGGCAGCUGCAGGCUGCCCCAUCCUAGCCCCUCCCCCUCCUCCUCUGCCCGGCUCCUACCCCUGCGCCCUCCCCAUGGGGCAAGAGGGAAGCUAACAGGCCACAAAUAAAACACAAGUUUCCAUUUCUCUUUGGUACAUGUCAAGGAGCUACUAGCUCAGCAUGGAGGGUGGGAAUGGAAGGGGCAAGACUGUUUCCCUGAGGGACUGGUACCUUCUGGGUGGAGGGUGGAGCCAUCUUCCUCUUACUAUCUCAACUUCCCUUUCUCGGGCCUGGUACAGGUGUCUGUUGGGUAAGCAGAGGUUGGGAGUUUCCCUUACUUCCCCAGAGAAGGUCACAGUGGGGGCCCUGCCCCAAGCACCCUAACUCAGGACUUCAGUUUCCUGCAGGGGAGAAAUCAGACAGGGAGCAGACCUGGUCCUGGCUCUGGUGCUCUGCCUUCCCACGUGCGCAUGACCUCUCCCAGCCUGGUGCUAAGCCGUGUCAUGAGUCUGGACCAGGUGGGAGAUAAACUCUUAAGCAUGGAGGUGCUUUGGGGCUGGGAAGGGGAAGGAAUGACAGGUCCAAGGUCACCAACAGGGAGAGGCAGCUGCCAAACUUGAUAUAUCCCUCCUCCUGGGAGUCCAUGUCAGAGGUAGUCAGGAACCCCAGCUGGAAAAGAGCAAGAAGGGGCGGGCCCUGGUUGCCUGCCUGUGCCAAGCACUGGCUUCAGCCAGCAGGCUUCAGCCUCCCUGACUCCUCCCCCAAGUCCUCCCUCAUAUACGCUUAAUAGUUCUGGUGCCCGGUCCACCCUCUGAGGACUUUGGCCUUAGCUGCAGUUCAGGUGAGAGCCUAGGGAGGCCGGGAGCAAAGUUUCUCAAACAAAGCAAAAGAAGAAGCUUCCGGUGUUACAGCACCUGCUAACUUUCCGAGAGGAGGUAAGCAGGGCACUGGGAGCUGGGGUGCUAGGAGAAGACUUGCAGGAUCUUACGAGUAUUGGUAAAACUCAAAGCUUUAAGCUUUUAACAUGCUUCCUCACAUAUUUUCCCCUUUGAUCCUGUGCAACUUCCUGGUGGUCUUGGUAGGUGUUAGUCCCACUCUGCAGAAGGGAAAACAGGUUCAGAGACACAGUGAGAUACUCAGAUCACACAAUAAAUUUGGGGCCACCAGGACCGAAAUGCAGAGUUCUUUGUCCCCUAUGUGUUUCCUAAAACAAGGCUAGCUUACACUUAUAGAAUUCAGAUGCCCCUGGUUUAGCCAGAGAGCAAACCAGAGACAGCAGACAAGACUCUUCUGCCCCCUUACAGCAGGGUUGCACACGGGACCCGGCUUAUCCACUGUUCAUUGUCACCCACAAAUGGAGAGUCUUCCCAGAUCCUAGCUUUUCCUAGAUAAGGUAUAAUUUUCCAUUUAUCUACAGGCAGAUAAAUGCUCAGGCCAGAGACUUGCAGCUAGGGACACUGUUAAGGGGAAAGGUUUGAGCACCAGAGUAAACUACACAACUUUUCCUGCCCAGCCUCAGCUGCCACCUGCAGAUCGCUUGGCUCCAGCCAUGUGGCUGCCUCUGCUGCUGGGGGUCUUACUCUGGGCAACACUGUGGUUGCUCAGGGACCGGCAGAGCCUGCCAGUCAGUGAUGCCUUCGUCUUCAUCACCGGCUGUGACUCUGGCUUUGGACGCCUUCUGGCACUGAGGCUGGACCAGAGAGGCUUCCAAGUCCUGGCCAGCUGCCUGACGCCCUCGGGGGCCGAGGACCUGCAGCAGGUGGCCUCCUCUCGCCUUCACACCACCCUGCUGGAUGUCACUGAUCCCCAGAGUGUCCAGCGGGCAGCCAAAUGGGUGGAAACCCAUGUUGGGGAAACAGGGCUGUUCGGUCUGGUGAAUAAUGCUGGGGUGGCAGGUGCCAUUGGGCCCACGCCAUGGCUGACGCAAGAUGACUUCCACCAGGUGCUGAAUGUGAACACACUGGGCCCCAUCAGGGUCACCCUCGCCCUGCUACCUUUACUACAGCAAGCCCGGGGCCGGGUGGUUAACAUCAGCAGCGUCUUGGGUCGCCUGGCAGCAAAUGGUGGGGGCUACUGUGUCUCCAAGUUUGGCCUGGAGGCCUUCUCGGACAGCCUGAGGAGGGACAUGGCUCCUUUUGGAGUACAAGUCUCCAUCGUGGAGCCUGGCUUCUUCCGAACCCCUGCGACAAAUCUGGAGAGUUUGGAGAACGCCCUGCAAGCCUGCUGGGCACGGCUGCCUCCAGCCACACAGGCACUCUAUGGGGAUGACUUCCUUGCCAAGUACCUGAAAGUGCAGCAGCGUGUCAUGAACCUGAUCUGUGACCCAGACCUGACCAAGGUGAGCAGGUGCCUGGAGCAUGCCCUGACUGCCCGUCACCCCAGAACCCGCUAUAGCCCAGGCUGGGACGCCAAGCUGCUCUGGCUGCCAGCCUCCUACCUGCCAGCCAGCCUGGUGGAUGCUGUGCUCACCCGGGUGCUUCCCAAGCCAGCCCAGGCAGCCUACUGAAUCCAGCCUUCCAGCAAGAUCUUUAUUUCCGCCGCCACCCUGGUACUGCCUGGUGCCUGACACAAAACAGGCACUCAAUAAAUGUGUAUUUUAAAAAUAAAAGUAGACAGAAAUGAA
Molecule: messenger RNA, 3040 nt
Organism: Phyllostomus discolor (pale spear-nosed bat)
Lineage: Eukaryota; Metazoa; Chordata; Mammalia; Chiroptera; Phyllostomidae
Gene: RDH5
Product: retinol dehydrogenase 5
Exons: 7
Coding region: 1967-2923 (318 amino acids)
Molecular function (GO): oxidoreductase activity
Source: RefSeq, a predicted model, not a curated record